Molecule: messenger RNA, 870 nt
Organism: Cynoglossus semilaevis (tongue sole)
Lineage: Eukaryota; Metazoa; Chordata; Actinopteri; Pleuronectiformes; Cynoglossidae
Gene: haus2
Product: HAUS augmin like complex subunit 2
Exons: 7
Coding region: 214-813 (199 amino acids)
Biological process (GO): centrosome cycle; microtubule nucleation; spindle assembly
Cellular component (GO): mitotic spindle microtubule; centrosome; HAUS complex
Source: RefSeq, a predicted model, not a curated record
GAGUAUAGCGCGGGCUUGUUUGGUUUCCACUUCGGCUACAUACUUUAUUUUCUUUACUCUUUUAAAGGAGUUUUACCGUAAAUAAACAACGGACAGGUUCGCGAGUCUAUGGCGUCACUAUAAAAGUCAACUUGGGCAACGGAAAUAACGUCACGAUUCGCGUAGGGGAUUCAAAUCUGUGUCACAGGCGUACACACUGAAGAAAGGUUAGUGAUGAAUCAGUGGGAAGUGUCUCCAUUCUUCGUGUCUCCAGCUGCCAGCGUUUUGUCGAGAUGUGUCUCCAGAGGAGCCAUGUCCCAGGAGGACAUAGACGCUGUCUCGUCCAGACCAGGUCCCGCCUUCUCCUCUGUGCUGCAGGAAGCUGAAGCACAGCUCAAAGCACAGAGGCGUCUGGAUCAGCUGCAGUUAGAGCUGGAGCUGCUGAAGCUGGAGAAGCAGAGUGCAGAUGUAACACACGUACUACCCCUCAGUGGACGCUUCCAGGUUUUGCAGACGUUCUGUGAUCAUCUACAGCAGUUACUGAAGGAGCAGAACAGUCUGAGACAGAGGCUGAUGAAACCACUGGGACAAACCAACCUACCCAUACACGCUCACCUGCACAGGUCUGUGGUUGAGGUCUUGGACAUGCUGCUGGACUUCAUUGAGACUCUGGAGAAGAAACUGGACAGUGUCCAGAACUGCAGCAGAGCCAGAGAACAGCUGAGUCAAAUGUACACCUCGCUUGCCCAGCUGUUGGCUCAAGCAGCAGAGGUCCAGACUCUGUCCAAUCAGGUUCUUGGUUGGCAGGAAAAGGGCAGGAGCCUCCAGCAAUAACACUGACUUUUCAUCUUACCUUGUUUCUUUUAAUAAAGUUAUUUUUAUUUGGUCCAA